Strigops habroptila (Kakapo) is the source of this 2099-nucleotide messenger RNA. RefSeq names its product NSL1 component of MIS12 kinetochore complex (gene NSL1). Gene Ontology annotation, cellular component: MIS12/MIND type complex; kinetochore. The record is from RefSeq and is a predicted model, not a curated record. Gene Ontology annotation, biological process: mitotic sister chromatid segregation. NCBI's taxonomy places the organism in Eukaryota, Metazoa, Chordata, Aves, Psittaciformes, Psittacidae.
GCCCCGCCGCCAUGCCGCGCCGCGGGAGGACGGGAAGAGGCGGUGCGGCCGCGGGUUGUGCUUCCGGGCCGGCAUUUUGGCGACGUGCGAGGCGGGAAAUGGCGGGCUCGGUCCCCGCCGGGCGGGACGCGCGGGUGCGGUGCUGUGUGCGGCGCGGGCUGGCCGAGGUGAUGGCGCUGUGCGAGCCCCUCCUGCGGGCCCUGGAGCAGGGGCAGCCCGGCGGGGCCGCCGCCGCGGGAGACGCGCUCUGGAACUUCAAAACAGCGGUGCAGGAGAAUGUCACCGUCAAUGGGCAGCCCUGGGAGGAGACUAAUGAUGACUCCAAGCCGCAGAGUGGUUCCGACAUUAAAAUUCUUGAAGAUCAAUUUGAUAAACUAAUAGUAGUGACAACAACAAAGCGUAAGCAGUGGCCUAAAAGGAUACUGGUUCAUGCUACCCGAACCAUGAAAGCAGAGCAAGAGUUGUUGAUGCUCUACCAGCCUGUGGUACCACCAGAGGAGAUAAGAUCACCACCUUCUCAAGAUGCUUACAUCGCAGAUCUGAAGCAGAUGAUGGAAACGGCAUCCAAACACAUCAGAGAAGUAAUGAAGUCUCUCCCAGGACUAAUAGAAAGAGCAGAAGGUUUUUCCCAAGCAUUAACUUGGCAACCAACCUUGGAACUCUGCAAGCUGGAGCAAGAAAGUCUUUUGCUUGCAAACAGAGAAGAAACCAAUGUCCAGAACUUCUUCUCACCAGCAGAAGUCACACCAACAGACACUGACACCAAUAAAAAUGUUUUGCUUAAAAGAAGAAAGCUGCAGCUUCACCAGAAAGGAGACGCUACCCACCCCCCACUUCGACGGAGGAAGAUUGCUCUCAGCGCCUGAACUUCUCUUGAGCUAUUUUCAGCUUGGAAUCUCAGUUGUGCUCUUGUCAGUGUGCUCAGGCUUUCUCUUAAAACUUCGUCUCCCCUCUAAUGCAGUGCUGUACGUGGGAGCUUCCUCCAGUUACUUAGCCUUUGAUCCUUCUAAAUAUUUCUAUUUUUUACUGUCGCACUGGGGGUAUAUGAAAGCCUGCACAUACCAGUAGCAUCCGAUACCCAGCAAAUGGAUUGCUGAUGAACUCUCCUUGUUUGCUCUUUAUUCCAGCAUUUAGCUGAGUCCUCAUGCUGUGCACAUGCUUUAUAUAUGUGGGCCCCUCUUUUGGUAAACCACUAAGUGCUCUUUUACAUUAAGCAUGUCUCUAAAGAGAUUGGAGACUGUCUCACUGUCCUAAUGCACCUUCAUUUAGUACUCGAGUUUGGGUGGCUAUUUUUUAAAUAAGUGAAUUAAAAGGAAAUUCACUGGAGUGUAUUGAAAACACCAGUUUUGAUACGAUGUCACAGGUUUUAGAAAAUCCACACACAAAUGGGACAUUGGCCCCUGCUACUCCAGCUUUGCUGAACUCAGGUCAGCUGGGCUUAUUUAUAGUCAUGUUUGGUUAAACUUGGGGUUUUAGCAGUUGUACAUACUUACUUGUAGUGUGCUCUUCUGAACAGGGAUUCAACCAUCCACAUCUUCCCAUCAGCUAUUUCACUUCAUGUAAGCCAAUUACACAGCUGGGGGUUUCCUGGGCAAUAGAGCUACACGUUACUGGAUCUUGGCUUGGGUCACGUAUGCAUUUGGGGUGUUUGACUAGACUGUAAAGAUCAGUAUAGGCUGCCAGGUACUAAGUUGAGCUAGCUUGAUUUAUUUCUUUGUACAUUAGUUUGCACAGUAGCACUAAAUUGAGCAUUGUGCCUUAACCGGUCACAACUUGUUCUGCUUUAUGGUUGCAUGUGCUUGUAGUAUGUACUUGUGUCUGAUACAUAAUGUAUGUCUCGCACAGUAAAUGGAGGGGGGCUUUUAGAAGCUUUAUUGAUGAAAUGUACUGUGUGUAGAAGAUAGUUCCAACUUCAUGUCUAAGAGACAAAACGUUCAAGAAAACACGUGUGACAGAUUUUAGCAUCGUUUCUUUUGGAAAGGUGGGCACCUGUAUGAGACUUUGUAUAUUUAAUCAUCUGUAAAUACUUGCUUCCUGUCGCUCUUGUAUAUUCCAACGUGUGUUUUUUAUACCAAGUAAAUUAAAUCAAUUCAGGAAGA